This is a messenger RNA of Leptomonas pyrrhocoris, 736 nucleotides long. Its product is annotated as prefoldin-like protein. Gene Ontology annotation, biological process: microtubule-based process; tubulin complex assembly; protein folding. Bases 152 to 736 code for a protein of 194 amino acids. The transcript has a single exon. The record is from RefSeq and is a predicted model, not a curated record. Gene Ontology annotation, molecular function: tubulin binding. NCBI's taxonomy places the organism in Eukaryota, Euglenozoa, Kinetoplastea, Trypanosomatida, Trypanosomatidae. Gene Ontology annotation, cellular component: cytoplasm; prefoldin complex.
AGAGAACAAGCGAAGAACGAAGCGGCUUGCUAUUGCCCCACGUCUCAUCAACAUAUCUCGUAGGAAGUCUCACACACAACCUCUACAUCUCCAGUGCCCUCCUCUAUCUCUUUCACACAGACACAGACAGACACGCACACGACCUGCGACAAUGAGCUCUACAGUCGACAAGUACACCUUCAAGGACGACUACGUUAGCCCGCGCGGCAUCCCCAAGGUCGCCUUCGUGGAGAACGUGGCCGAACUCGUCAAGUCCAGCGGCGACAGCGCGGAGACGCUGCUGAAGCGCUUCAGCGAACAGUACAGCAAGUACAAAUUGGCCGAGCACCGCCUCAUCCGCACCAUCGCGAACCUCGAGGCAAAGAUCCCUGACAUCAAGAAGACCCUGCAGACGCUGGCCUACUUGAAGAAGUCGCUCGUAGAGGAAGACGGUGGGGAGGGCUUCACCACCAACUACGGCCUGACGGAGAGCGUGUUCUGUCAGGCAAAGGUGGCGCCGCAGAGGACAGUGCACGUGUGGCUCGGGGCGAACGUGAUGGUGGAGUACUCCUUUGACGAGGCGACGCAGCUGCUGGAGAAAAACCUGAAGAGUGCGACGGAAAACCUGGCCGCUACGCAAGAGGAUCUCUCCUGGUUGCAGGAGCAGCAGACGAUUUUGGAGGUGAACACGUCGCGUCUGUACAACUACGAUGUGGUGGAGCGCCGCAAGAAGUCCGAGGCGGAGGGCACGCAGUAA